Alternaria alternata is the source of this 1463-nucleotide messenger RNA. Its product is annotated as cyclophilin-like protein. The coding region runs from base 36 to 1463 and encodes 475 amino acids. Gene Ontology annotation, molecular function: peptidyl-prolyl cis-trans isomerase activity; RNA binding. The transcript has 2 exons. The record is from RefSeq and is a predicted model, not a curated record. Gene Ontology annotation, biological process: protein peptidyl-prolyl isomerization. Gene Ontology annotation, cellular component: nucleus. NCBI's taxonomy places the organism in Eukaryota, Fungi, Ascomycota, Dothideomycetes, Pleosporales, Pleosporaceae.
CAAACACUUGUUUGCGGCACGACACCACCCAAACCAUGUCUGUGCUGCUGGAAACGUCACUCGGCGACAUCACCAUCGACCUGUUGGUCGACGAUGCGCCCAAAUGCUGUGAAAACUUCCUCAAGCUUUGCAAAGUCAAGUACUACAACUUUGCCCCCGUCCAUAGCGUCCAACCAAACUUCUCCUUCCAGACUGGCGAUCCCAUCGGCCCCGGUUCCAAAGACAGUGACGGCGGCCGCUCAAUAUGGGGCUUGCUCGACCCUGCCCAGCCAGCGAAGAAGACGUUCGUGCCCGAGUUCAGGCCGAAACUCAGGCAUGCCGACAUGGGGACCGUCAGCAUGGCUACCGCGCCCAAUCCCGAAGAUCCAGACGAGCGCUUCGCUGGGAGCCAGUUCAUCAUCACCCUGGGACAAAACAUCGACUACCUCGACGGCAAAGCUGCCAUAUUCGGCACAGUCGUAGAGGGGUUUGACACACUGGACAAGAUUAACACAGCAUAUAUCGACGAUCAGGGACAGCCACUCAAAGACAUUCGCAUACUACACACCGUCGUCCUCGAUGAUCCAUACGACGACCCCUCGGGCCUCGCCGAGCCACCAGAGAGCCCCGUGCCCUCGGCUGCGCAGCUCGCCACCGUCCGCGUCGCAUACGAUGAAAACCUCGACGAGGACAAUGACCCAGAAGCCUUGGAAAAGGUUCGCAGAGAACGUGAGGCGCGCGCACAAGCACUUACGCUUGAGAUGGUUGGCGAUCUGCCAUUCGCCGAAGUAGCACCCCCUGAGAACGUGCUGUUCGUCUGCAAGCUCAACCCAGUGACGCAAGACGAAGAUCUGGAGCUCAUCUUUUCGCGAUUUGGCAAGAUCCUUAGCUGUGAGGUCAUUAGAGACAAGCGUACAGGUGAUAGCCUGCAAUACGCCUUCAUUGAAUACACCAACCAGAAGGAUUGCGAGCAGGCCUAUUUCAAGAUGGAUGGUGUUCUGAUCGACGACCACCGCAUACAUGUUGACUUCUCCCAGUCCGUUUCAAAGAUAGCCGACGAUUGGCGGGAUGUUACAAAUAAGAAGAGGAGGCGGGCUGCUGGCGGUUUUGGUGGUAUCGACAAUCUCGAGAAGAAAAAGCAGUAUCGCGAUGGCUCCGGGCGCCAGAUCAUGUCAGAUUCUGUUGUAAACAAUCUGGUCGUCGACCGAGAUGUUGCACAAGAUACUACACAAGGUCCAAAGGACAGCGGCAAGGAUAGACGACGGGACGAUACACGGAGGCGUGAGAGGAGGGAGGAAUACCAUGACGACCGCUUCAAGCGGAAUCGUAGCCGGAGUCCCAAGCGCGAACGUCGCGAUGGCGAUGAUGGACGGUACAAUGACCGCAGGCGAGAGCGAAGUCGUAGCCCAAAUCGCCACCGUGACAGCCGCCGGGACAGGAGUCGAGAUCGCUAUCGCCGCGAUGACCGGGACCGUCGGCGUUGA